Messenger RNA from Ostreobium quekettii, 309 nucleotides. The record is from the annotation of a GenBank genome assembly. NCBI's taxonomy places the organism in Eukaryota, Viridiplantae, Chlorophyta, Ulvophyceae, Bryopsidales, Ostreobiaceae.
AUGGAUGUGCAUCUGGCAGUCAUUAAGGAUGCAGUGGAAGCGGCCAAGGACUACCUCCUAGAGGCACGCUAUCACAAGAACAUGCUCCGGUUCCUGUGCUGUGAAAUGGAAAAGGUGGCAGAUCUGCUUCCUCAGUUGCCAAAAGAUGCUUCACAGGAGUUCUUGGUCGUGCUGAAAGAUGAAAUGGAAAAGGGGUCACUCCUGAUCAGCAGACAUGGCAGGCGUUUCGAUCUGCGUGGUUUCUACAAGGUGUGUAGACAGGCAAAUCCCGGAUACAGAGAGAAAGGAACUGGAGGAGCAGGUGGCUAG